UAAUUUGCUGGAAAUAGAUUAAGAAGGAACAUGCUUUUGUGUGGACUGGACCCUGAAGUAGUGAGAGCAGAGCAGGGACAGGGAGACACCUUUCGACGGUCACUCAGAGCUAGCUAGCAAGCGGCCAAAAACUCACACCUCAUCCGACCUGGCACGACCACCCCACGGAUCGAAAGUGCUACAGACACUAGCACCGUUCAGAAAAAGCUGUAACAAAGAGAUCCGUAGGGCAGUGACACCCAGGACAGGGUCGUGGGGUGUUCAUCCUUGAUUGCCACUGCUAGCUACUGAUGAGAGGGCGUCAAUCACACAAUAAAUGUGUUCUUUUCAAGGUCUCUAGGAGACUAAUUAAAAAAUAUAAGAAGCCAGUUUUUCGCGAAGAAUUGUCUCUACACGACUCUCUAUAUAUAUUAUUUUCUGCAUCUAGGUUUAGAGUCUCUGAGUUGAAUCAUAUAGUUUUUUAACUGUAUCUUAUACUUAAAAAAUCAGGGUUGUACAUACCAUCCCUGUGUCUGGAUGAUCCAAACACGCCGUCCAACGAAGAAUGCCCGUGGUGCACAACCGUGAAUGAAGGUCAAGAUUCAAGAACCAGAAGGUUCUCGGGGUUGUUCGCUUGAUUAAAGCCAGUUAUUUGGACUUUUGUAUCUAUAAUCUAUAGAGACAAAAAUAUUAUAAAAAUAAUAUAGGGACUGUGUUCUACGAGAAAAAAAGGAAAGGAAAACAAGAACUAGUACUACACCAAUCUCAAACAAGUCGGUCGUUCUCGGACGUACUCCUACUGAUGAUGAGACUGAGAGACAUGAGGGAGGAGGAAGCGGCCUGCCUGGAACUGACCCACCGUCACCACUGCUGCCCUGCCCACACAGCGAUCAAUGCUACAAGACACCCUCACUCACCAUCCUGGGAAUCUGCUGCAUUCAAUACUCCCUUCCCCAAAACAAGAACUGUCAAUGCAUGCAGUCCAUCCAGCCCUCUCUCUCUCAUCAGCCGUCCUGCCCAGCCCAGAUCCACCCCAUCAACCAGCAGGUCCAGUCCAGCCAUCCAACUCCAGCACAGAACGAGAACAGCACCACUGCUGCUGUACUGCUUGCUGUUCGCCUCCCAGCAGUGGAACACCAGCACUUCCCCUUCAGCGUCCAGCCGUCGACCGAGCACACGGCCAGAGCGGUGCCUCGCUUCUGCUUUGGACGCUUGUGAUCCAGUAGAGUAACCAGGAAGGAAGCAAAUCAACACGGCUGCUAAAAAGAAACCGGCGAUUAAACCAGGUGCCGCAAGGCUACAAAAUCCCCUGCUUGUCCUGUUGCGCCCCGCCGCCGCUGGGUUCCGAGGGAGGGCCAGCCGUAGAAAGGAGAUAAGAAGCGAGAAGAGAGCACAGGCAGAGGGAGUGAGGGAAAAGGCGAGAGCGUAGAAAGGUGAGAGCUUUUUUCUUUUCUUUUUUCAUCCGAUUGCUCCUCGCACUCGCACAGUCGCGCAUCUUUUCCGCCCCCACCUCAAUCUCUCUGGAUUCUCUCGAAGUUUCUUCCUUUUCGAGAGGUGGGAGAGAAGAGACGCCCGCAGCGGCACGAGCUUCUGAAUUCCUGUUUUUUUGUUCCUGGUUUUUUGCUUUUGUUUCUGUUCUUGUUCUUGUGUGCGGGUUUGGUUUGGUUUCCGUGCGCCUUUUCUCUUUAUUCUAGUGCGCCGAUGACGUGAGGCGCCGGGUUUUCAAUACUUGCAUCCUUUUCGCUGCAUUUGUUUAGCGGGAGUUCUUCGAACAAGCAGCGCUGCCGCUGCUUGCGCGAAUCUUUGGAGUGAAGCUCCCCGUCACAUCAGUCCUCUUCUUCCCCGGUCGUCGUCCUAUGCUUGUCCCUGUCUCGGCAAUUCUGGGAUACUAAAGAGGAAUCGGUGAAGGUCCGGUCUUCGAUUCCCCGAGAUUUGCAUCUGAAUCUUCUUCUUCUUCUUCUCUUUUGCCUCCAUGGAGUCUCUUGCUGCGUGCCACUCCAUCGAGCGAGUCUAGCGCGCGCGACACAGUAGCAGCAGCAAAGCAGUCCGGUCGGAGAAGCGGAAGUUCGCGUUGCUUUGCUGAUCCAAUGGGGGAGACCAACGAGCUACCGCCGCCACCCGUGGCCGCGCCGCCGCCCAUGAUGCCGAUGCAGUCCAUGAUGGUCGGCGCAGGCGCCAUCCACCCGCCCCACGAGCAGUUCCACCAUCUCAACUACUGCGUCCACUCAAAUCCAUCCUGGGUUCAGGUGGCAGCACUUGCAUUCCUUCACUAUCUUGUGAUGUUGGGUUCUACCGUCAUGCUUGCAACAGCUAUUGUUCCUGCGAUGGGUGGUAACGCUGGUGACAAGGCUCGAGUUAUUCAAUCGUUCCUCUUUAUGAGUGGCAUAAACACACUGCUGCAAACACUUAUUGGAACGAGACUUCCAACAGUUAUGAAUGCCUCUUUUGCAUUUGUUGUCCCAGUGCUGUCAAUAGCAAAAGAGAUUGAAUCAAAUAACUUCCUGAAUGAUCAUGAGAGAUUUAAACACACAAUGAGAACAGCACAAGGAGCUCUGAUUGUGGCAUCCAUCCUCAACAUGAUUCUUGGGUUCAGCACGAUAUGGGGGGCAUAUGCCAAAAAGUUCAGUCCGGUGAUAAUGACCCCUGUUGUUUGUGUUGUUGGUCUUGGACUAUUCCAACUUGGCUUUCCCCAGGUUGGGAAAUGUGUGGAGAUUGGGCUUCCAAUGCUAAUUCUUGCGGUGGUUGUGCAACAGUAUGUGCCAAAUUACUUCAGUUAUAUCCAUCAACGGGUCACCUUCUUGUUUGAGAGGUAUUCGUUGCUUCUUUGUAUCGGCAUCGUGUGGGCCUUUGCAGCUAUCCUUACUGCUGCGGGUGCAUAUGACCAUGCUUCACCUAAGACACAACAGCACUGCCGCACUGAUAAGUCUUUCCUCAUGUCAUCGGCACCAUGGAUUAAAAUUCCAUUACCAUUCGAAUGGGGUCCUCCAAUCUUCACUGCUGGUCAUUCAUUUGGAAUGAUGGGUGCUGUACUUGUUGCAGCCUUCGAGUCAACUGGAGCACACUUUGCUACUGCUCGUCUAGCGGGUGCUACACCACCUCCAGCUUAUGUCCUUAGUCGGAGCGUUGGCUUGCAGGGUAUUGGAAUGUUCUUGGAGGGGAUCUUUAGUGUUCCAGCAGGUUCAUCUGUAUCAGUUGAAAACAUUGGCCUCCUUGGGCUGACAAAAGUUGGAAGUAGGAGGGUGAUCCAGAUAUCAACUGGGUUUAUGAUAUUCUUCUCCAUAUUUGGGAAAUUUGGGGCCUUCUUUGCAUCGAUCCCACUGCCGAUCUUUGCAGCAAUUUACUGCAUCUUGUUCGGCAUUGUAGCUGCUGUGGGAGUCUCGUUCAUGCAGUUUGCCAACAAGAACUCGAUGAGGAACAUCUAUAUCAUCGGACUCUCGUUGUUCCUUGGCAUCUCGGUCCCUCAAUACUUCAACGGAUACACUUCUUCAGCUGGCGGCCACGGACCUGCCCGGACAAAUGCUGGAUGGUUCAACGACAUUAUAAACACCGUGUUUGCUUCCGGGCCGACGGUGGCGCUAAUUGUCGCUUCUGUCCUGGACAACACGCUGGAGUUCAGGGGCUACGAGGCCGACCGGGGGCUCUCGUGGUUCCAGCCGUUCCUGCGCCGCCAUAAGGGAUACUCGGACCCCAGAAACGAGGAGUUCUACAGCUUCCCAAUCAGCGUCUAUGACGUCAUCCCAGACCGAUUUCGGCGCUGACUCCAAAUGACCGCUGUUACCCCGCAGCUGUGCAUGUAAAUCCCCGUGAGUCUUGUUAGUCUUACUCCUGUGACUUGUAGCGGCUGGUUCUAGGGGGAUAUGGGUAAAAGAAUGCUUAGGGCAAUUGCUUGGUUUGACUCUUUUCGGGAUAAGAAACGGGUUACAUGAUAAUGUAGAGCUCUGUGCCGGAUACAUUGGUUUUGGGAAGGGUUACAGAAGAAUACUAGCACCUUACAUGUUGAUGGGCAUUUAGUUGAAGGCAUUGGCUAUUUGUUUUUUUGCCCAAUAUAUGGCUGUUGGAGCUUGAUCU
Molecule: messenger RNA, 4047 nt
Organism: Zea mays
Lineage: Eukaryota; Viridiplantae; Streptophyta; Magnoliopsida; Poales; Poaceae
Product: Nucleobase-ascorbate transporter 3
Exons: 15
Coding region: 2067-3737 (556 amino acids)
Biological process (GO): transmembrane transport
Cellular component (GO): membrane
Molecular function (GO): transmembrane transporter activity
Source: RefSeq, a predicted model, not a curated record